Molecule: messenger RNA, 1311 nt
Organism: Paramisgurnus dabryanus
Lineage: Eukaryota; Metazoa; Chordata; Actinopteri; Cypriniformes; Cobitidae
Source: RefSeq, a predicted model, not a curated record
GCCACUAGUCUGAUGUCUUGCGCCAUUCCAGCUGAAACAGAUGAACAUUUCUAUUGUGAAUAGUUAGAGUUUGCAACACUCCGUGGAUGUGUUUAAAAAGAGAGACGGUCAGUUCUUAUCAAAUCUUUAGCUGAUGAACCACCAUCCAUCUAAGUAAAAGUUUAAUCUGCAUGUAUUUGGUUUCUUGACACUCAUCGAUCUAUCAUGAACUUUAACACAGAAGCUCCGUCUACGAAGCAUACAGACUGUGCUGAGGUUCAAGUGCCCAUGGAGGUUUUUAUGGCCAUCACCAUGGCCAGUCUCAGUGAAAACAUCUUGGUGGUUUUGGCAGUGAUCAAAAACAAAAACCUUCACUCUCCCAUGUACUGCUUCAUCUGCAGCCUGGCUGCGUUCAACACCAUCUCUGGACUCUUCAAGACGCUGGAGAACAUCAUGCUGUUGUUUAUCGAUGCUGGACAGCUGAACUCCACUGGCAAUUUUGAGCUGAAGAUAGAUGACAUCAUGGACUCGCUACUCUGCAUGUGCUUCCUGGGUUCAUUUUUCAGUAUCCUUGCCAUAGCUGUGGAUCGAUACAUCACCAUAUUCCACGCGCUACGGUAUCACACGCUCAUGACCAUGCGUCGAGUGGUGGUUAUUUUGUCAACCAUCUGGGUGAUGUGUGGUAUCUGCGGGGUGCUCAUGAUUGGGUUUUUCCAAAAAGCCAUGGUGAUGAUCUUCUUUGUUGUGCUCUUCUUCAUCGCUCUGCUCUUCAUCCUUCUGCUCUAUGUGCACAUGUUCCUGCUAGCACGCCACCAUGCCAACAGGAUCGCAUCUAUGCCAGGUGCCAGAUCCCGCCACAGUAGAAGCGGUAUGAGGGGGGCGCUGACGCUCACCAUUUUGAUUGGGGUGUUUCUGGUCUGCUGGGCUCCAUUUAACCUUCAUUUGCUGAUAAUUAUGAUCUGCCCAGAGAACCCGUACUGUGAAUGUUACCGCUCUCUCUUCCAGCUACAUGUUGUGUUACUGGCGAGUCACGCAGUUAUUGAUCCAGCCAUCUAUGCCUUCCGGAGCGCAGAGCUGAGGAACACCUUCAAGAAAAUGUUCUUGUGCUUGGGUUCAGGGAUCUGUAAAGAGUGUAUCUGAGAGGGAGAAACAUGUCUGACCGGUAAGGGCCAGAUACAUUUUCGCAUGUGGAAUAAAGUAGGUGGUACAUGCAGAAGAAAAGAAUCAACUCACAUGUGUUAAAAAAUCGAAAUGACAUUUAUUAAAUACAGAAAUAUCCAUGCAUUCAUUUACUGUAGCAGCUUAUUAACAUAACCAAGGUAAGGUAGGGUA